Messenger RNA from Adineta ricciae, 1257 nucleotides. The record is from the annotation of a GenBank genome assembly. Lineage: Eukaryota; Metazoa; Rotifera; Eurotatoria; Adinetida; Adinetidae.
AUGACGACAAAUGCAACAACAAGUUUCUUAGUCACACAUCUAGCAAGCAUUCAGACGCAAAUCACACGUUGCUUAGCUAUUCCAUUAGUUCUCGGCAUAUUCGGUAAUUCGGCGUCAUGUAUGGUUUUCGGUCAAAAACAACUUCGUUCAAGUGGUGUAUCACGUUUUUUCAUAGCCGCGUCAACGUUCAACAUUAUUGUACUUAUCUAUGGUGUUGGUACAAGUUUCUAUGCGCUUGAUCACGUUAGUCCUGAUACAUAUUCACUGACUUUUUGUAAACUACGUUUGUAUAUACGACAUAUCCUUUUGAUGAUUGUCCGAAGUUAUAUUAUUCUCGCUUGUAUUGCUUCGUUCGGGAUAUCCUCUCCUCACACAAGUUUACGCUCUUUAUGUCAACCGCGGUAUGUCAAUUGGGCAAUCGUUCUGGUUCCACCGGCUUGGCCAUUAAUCGCCAUACAUAUGACAUUUUUUAACACCAUCCAAAAAAGUCAAUGUGUUAAUAUUGAAUCAUAUGUCAUACCAUUUGGGAUCUAUUUUUUUCUUGUUGUUGGCCUUUUACCGGUCGUUCUGAUGGUUAUAUUCAUUUCAUUAACAACCCGAAAUUUACGUCGUUUACAUCAUCGUGUUCGAGCAACAGUUCUUCGCCCAGCAAGAUUACAAUCACGUGAUCGACAUUUCAUACGCAUGCUUCAAGGGCUCGUUCUAAUGUAUGUCAUUACGAAUCUGUUCUAUCCAGUCAAUGUUUUAUACUCGGCUGCAACCCAUUGGACUGCAAAGAGUGCAGAACGUACUGCUAUUGAAGCGAUAAUUUUCUCCAUAACCAGUUGUGGUGCUGGCUCACCGACAAUCAUUUCUGGCUUUCGAGAAUUGUACAAAUCACAUACAUUUGUUCCUGGUCUACAGUGCCAAGUGAAAGCCAUCGAUAUCAAAAAGAACGGAUUUACAUUUGAUCUUCAUUGGAAUGUUACAACAUUCUAUGGCAAUCUAACAAAAGAUCGCAGGAUCAACUCUAUGAUAUACUUUUCCGAAAAAAGGAUAGGAUAUCAACAGCAGCGAAUAAAUGGAACAUACCCGUGUUUUUGUGCACGAGAUGAUAUAUCUGUCAUUCAAUGGAAUUGCCAAUGGAGACAACUAUCGCUAUUUUUAGUUGUCUUUGAUCUUAUUAUGGGAACAUUAUUUUUCAUCCCGAGUAUGGGUAUGAAAAUUCUUAGAGAACGUUUUCAAAAAGAAUCACAAACUGAACAAUCCACAGAAUAA